CUUACCGCAGGUCUGCACAGGCUAAUCUGGGACAACACUUACCACAGGUCUGCACAGGCUAAUCUGGGACAACACUCACCACAGGUCUGCACAGGCUAAUCUGGGACAACACUUACCACAGGUCUGCACAGGCUAAUCUGGGACAACACUCACCACAGGUCUGCACAGGCUAAUCUGGGACAACACUUACCACAGGUCUGCACAGGCUAAUCUGGGACAACACUCACCACAGGUCUGCACAGGCUAAUCUGGGACAACACUUACCACAGGUCUGCACAGGCUAAUCUGGGACAACACUUACCACAGUGUGUGAAAGCCAUUCUGUUCUUGGACAGCUAAAGGAGUCGUUUUGAUGUAAACGCGGGCAAUGAUAUGGGAGAGACUCCACUGCACUUGGCUGCUAAGUGGGGAUAUGAGUAAGGAGUACAAUGGAUUCCCGUAUGAUGAAAUGCAGAGCGUGGCCCUAGUAAGCUCUACCCUCCUGGCUAUGGACAAGAAACAGAAACCCUUCACUAGACGACCCUGCAUUGCUACGUUCAAGAUCAGCGGUUUUGACUGCGCACUGGUAAGUGUACAUCUGAAGGCAACCGGUCUGGAGAAUGAGGACAUCAGUCGACUGCAGGCAGAGAUUGACAAUAUGCCCAACCUUAUAGAGGCCAUUAGGACCGCUCUGCCAGAUUUUGAUGAUCUUCGAAAUCUAGGCUAUCACAAUUGUAUUGCGGACGGUGUCUUCACAAACAUAAGCGACGCCAACAAAAAAGGCAGCAAGACCUACGAUAAUAUCUGGAUAUCUAAACAGACAAAACAAGUGUUCACUGGUCAAUGUGACGUCGUGAGAGAGGGUCUGUCCAGUCCCUGGAUCCCUUAGGGCUGGACGUGGGGCGGGGUUGUGAGUAACCACUGUCCAGUGUGGGCCCAGUUCUACACGGGCCGUGACCUUGACACUGGAGACCUGAAGAUCGGACCAGAGGUUAUUAAAUUUGCACUGACUGACUGAUGUUUUGUAAAAGAUUAGAAUAUUACACAUGUUACUCUGGUUAUGUGACAGACAUCACUGAUUUCGAAUUGGUGAUGCAAUUCUUCAAACAGUAAACAGUGAAAAUAUUCCACACUUUUCAUUAUGUUAUUGCUGUGAA
Dreissena polymorpha is the source of this 1136-nucleotide messenger RNA. RefSeq names its product endonuclease/exonuclease/phosphatase family domain-containing protein 1-like. Bases 368 to 868 code for a protein of 166 amino acids. Lineage: Eukaryota; Metazoa; Mollusca; Bivalvia; Myida; Dreissenidae. The transcript has 6 exons. The record is from RefSeq and is a predicted model, not a curated record.